This is a messenger RNA of Apis mellifera (honey bee), 2492 nucleotides long. Its product is annotated as zinc finger protein 300-like. Gene Ontology annotation, cellular component: nucleus. NCBI's taxonomy places the organism in Eukaryota, Metazoa, Arthropoda, Insecta, Hymenoptera, Apidae. The transcript has 6 exons. The coding region runs from base 630 to 1838 and encodes 402 amino acids. The record is from RefSeq and is a predicted model, not a curated record.
GAGAAGAGAGAAACCCGAGCAGGUAAGCAGACUGCGACGCGCGCUCCACGCGAGACCGUGCGUGUACCCUCCUCGGCCAGACAGGGGUCAGUCAGGGUCCUGCUCUUAGCCAGGACGCUCCAAGAGCAUCCUCCUCAAGAUCGGCCAAGGGACAACCGUCUGAUUGCAAACUGCUUCACUCCUCUUCGAUCAUUCUCGAUUAUAUCCAUACAUCCGUUUAGAAGAAGAAAAUUAAUAAUAUAGCCAUUGUAAAAAAAAAGGAGAAAUAAUCUUUAGUGAAAAGAAAAAAGUCAAAAAAUUUACAUUUGGAAGAAACAUAGUGUUAAAAUAGUCCGUGGUUUGGAAAAGUGUUCUUCAUCGAACUGAACCGCGUGAACCGGAAACCAGGCCGCCGCGACCUUGGCGAACCACGUGGAGGAUCGCCAAGGGAAGAGUCGAUCUAGUGAAAAACUGUACGUGUAUUGGAACUGUCUGUGGAUUCGAUUAUUAAUCGAUUAUUAAUAUAUACAUAUAUCGAUUGUGAGGAUAUCGUUUGUGCUCGGAGGAUCUAGUGCCUAGUAUUAGAGGACGGACUCGAUGAACGAUCGGAGGACUUAGACGAAUCUAAUCGAUCGGCCAAUUGAAAAGCAAUGUGCGAAGCGGUACCGCGAACUUGGUACAUGAAACCGGAACUUCACUACAGCGCCAUUGGAGUUCCGGCGGCCGCUCUAUCACCCCCGGCCACGCUCUCGCCACCGAGCAGCCCAAGUGUCACUUCGCCCUGGAGUCCUGGCGCGGCCGGAAGCAGCCUGAGCGCCGCGGCGUCCUCCAAUCCUCCUCCCUCGGCCUCCUCCGCAAGCCUCGUCCAACCGACAACGGACCGUUUCAGCGCUUUCACCCUCGUCUCGACCUGUAAUCCCGAAGCGAGGCUUCAGAAUCUACCGUUGACCACCACGGCCGCCGCUCGAGAGAUGCGUUGCGGCCUGAUGUAUGGGGGUUACGGGUCGACGGGGACCGCAUGGUGGGCUCGACACGUGAGUCUGCUGCUGCCUCAUUCCCUGGUGUCGCCCUCGAGGGUUACCAACCAGCAAACCACACCGGUUGCAAAUUGCUCGCCUAUCCAUCCAGAACCCUUGAACACGUCCAGAACUGGCUCACCGCGAAGAUCCACUCCGGAAAAAGCGAAAUUCGAGGAAGAAGCUCCGCUGAAUUUGAGCAUCAAAGCAAACGACGUGUCGUCCAGCGUGGGGCGAAAAAGUGAAAUUUGGUCGCCAGGAACGGUAUGCGAGAGAGAAGCGAAGGAAACUAGGCUACCGUCGUCUAGGAGUCCAUCCUCCACGCCUGUAAUCACUCGGCCAAUCCAUCAUUCACCGUUGACGCCGCCUUCCUCCUCGGAAAGGACUUUCCAGUGUAAACAGUGCGGAAAAGCCUUCAAGCGUUCAAGCACUCUCAGCACUCACCUUUUAAUACACUCUGACACCAGACCAUAUCCCUGUCAAUAUUGCGGCAAGAGGUUUCAUCAGAAGUCAGAUAUGAAGAAACACACUUAUAUUCAUACCGGCGAGAAGCCGCACAAAUGCGUGGUCUGCGGCAAGGCGUUCUCCCAGAGCAGCAAUCUGAUCACGCACAUGCGCAAGCACACGGGCUACAAACCGUUCCAGUGCGGCCUCUGCGACAAGGCGUUCCAGAGGAAGGUCGAUCUUCGACGGCACAGAGAGGGACAGCAUCCAGCAGCGCCCGCCCUUGACUACCGCUCCCUCCAGUUACCCUCGCAGCCUGCCAACGCAGUUAGACAACACUCUCCACCCCUGCAGCCUGCCUCCGCUUAUCACAUGAUACCCGUCCCCGGUAACAGUUGAGAUUCUUGAUCGCCAAGUUGAUCGCUCGAAUCUCCCUCGAAUGUCCAUUCCGUUUCACAGUUUUGCCCCUUCUCGCUCUUUGUGUAUCAUUGGGAGGAGGCGCGAAGUAGAAAGUGGUGAAUCGUUGGGAAAUGGUCGAAAUGAAUUCGAAAUCGAAGUUUCUAGAACAGGAAGAGUAGCGAAUGUGGGUCUGAAAUUGAGGAUGAUGGGUCGAUGAUGAUACACUUGUUUCGUUGUUUGUUAACAGUUCAAUGAAGAUUGGAUACAAAGAUGGUAUUUAUUGGAAAUUAAUUUUUUUUUGAAGAGAUUUUAAAUUUUAAUUUUGAAAGAUUGUGCAAAUUAAUUUUAUAGAGAUAUAUAUAUUUGUUUGUUUAAGGAUAAUGAUACUUCUAUCAAAAUUUAUCGAUGAGAUGAAAAUAAAUAAUAGAAAGAGUUUUAUUAUAAUCGAUUUAAUUCGAAUUCGAGAAUAGACCCAUCACGAUCGAAGAGUCGCAUUCCAAAGAAAGGGAGGAAGGGAAAAAGAAACGAUCCUUUCGAUCCAAAAAAAUUUUCUACGCGAAAAAAGAUUUUAAAUGAGUUUCGUGUUAUAAGCACACACCUGUUCGAAGUGGCUGGCUCUGCUAAUAACCGGUACUUAUAUACCUCCGAGCUGUU